Aspergillus eucalypticola CBS 122712 is the source of this 3257-nucleotide messenger RNA. RefSeq names its product non-ribosomal peptide synthetase. Gene Ontology annotation, molecular function: phosphopantetheine binding. Bases 1 to 3066 code for a protein of 1021 amino acids. The transcript has a single exon. Lineage: Eukaryota; Fungi; Ascomycota; Eurotiomycetes; Eurotiales; Aspergillaceae. The record is from RefSeq and is a predicted model, not a curated record.
AUGGGCUCCCUAGGGCAACCAGGCCUUGCACAGGCACUCUACACUCAGGUUGAGCUGUCCAAGGAAGUUGUUGCUGUCCAAAGUGGCAAGCAUUCUUUGACCUUCCGGGAGCUGCACAAGACUGCCCUGAGCCUCGCCGGUCAGAUUUUGAAAAAAAGACUGCCAAAGGAAUCGCCCAUUGCGAUUCUAGCGCCAAGGGGAAUUAAUCAUGUCCUAGCGCAGGUUGCAAUCAUCUACGCCGGGGGAAGCUGUACUCCUUUGGAUGUGAAGCAGCCUGAUAGCUAUCUGGACACCCUUCUGAGCAACCUGGACUGCACCCUCGUGGUUACAGACAGGGAAAAUCAAGGCCGACUAUUGGGAUACGACCAUUUGCUCGUCGAUCACGAGGUCAAGAACGACCGACGGAAGGAUGAUGCGACUCCCGGAGUAGUCGCCUUCAACGAACCCUCCGCGUGUUCGCACAUAUUUCAUACUUCAGGCACGACCGGUAAGCCUAAAGCAGUACAGGUGCUGGCCCAGGGAAUUAUGAAUCUGGCCUACAAUGCAACGUACAGAGUGGAACGUGGGCGUCGAUUCGCCCACGUCGGGAAUGUUUCCUUCGACGCCGCGUUAUUUGAGAUCUGGGUUUCUCUGCUUAGUGGCGCAUCUCUCAUAAUCAUUCCCCAAGAUGUGGUCCUUGAUCCGCCAGCCUUUUCCGAGCGCCUUCGGUCCGACAAGAUUGAGGUCAUGCUGCUGACACCCGCAUUGUUGACCUCCACCGUGCACGCUGUGCCGAACGCCUUCGCCACGCUCGAUACACUCUAUACCGGCGGGGAGGCAAUCAAUGUUCAGACAGUCAAGACCAUCUUUGAGCAUGGUCCUCCACACCAACUUAUCAAUCUGUACGGGCCGACGGAAUGCACGGUGUAUGCCUUAUGCCAUCGGGUACAACCUGAGGAUGUCGAGACUCAGCAGAUUGCCCUCGGACAUGUCCUUGACAACAUGGUUGCCUAUGUUGUAGAUGAAAAUCUUGACCCAGUAGCGCCAGGGGAGAUAGGCGAAUUGCUGCUUCAGGGGGCUGGAGUCUCGCGAGGGUACUUGGGCGAGCCCGAAAAGACCGCCAAAGCAUUUGUGCGGGCCCCCAAAAUUAAUCCGCACGAGCAUAUCUAUCGGACUGGUGAUUUGGUCCGUAUCGAGCAGAAUGGCCUCUACUAUUUCAUUGGCCGAAAGGAUAAUCAGGUAAAGAUUCGCGGCCAGCGCAUUGAACUAGAGGCUGUCGAGCUUCUCCUGCGCGAGACGAACCUUGUCAGGGACGUCGUCGUGUUGAAAGUACAGCCCGAAGAAUCAACACUUGACGCCAUUCUACUGGCCUAUGUGAUUCCGAUCUCCGCCUCGACUACUUCACACGCUAUCAUCCGCGAGUUCAUCCGGCGCACGCCUCACAUGGUGCCACGCAUUGAGUUCAUCCAAAGCUUUCCGCUGAAAUCAACCGGCAAAGUCGAUCGCAAAUUACUGGAGAAAUGCUAUCUAGAGAAGAUGAAGCAGGCCCGAGCUUCGACCAAGCCAGUCAAGGCCCUCUUGGGCUCGCAAAGCUACCCGGCUAUUCUGGACCAUUUGCAAAAGCUGUGGCUGGAUAUUCUGUGCCUUCCAGUGGCUGGGCUAACCGAACGUGAAGACUUUUUCCACCUGGGGGGCACCUCGCUGCAGGCGGCCACUUUGGUCGCUCGUGUGCGCCAGUCGUUUGCAGUAGAGCUGCAGUCGGCAGCUCUCUAUGAGCAUUCCACUCUCGAGGCACUGGCACGAUUGGUCCAGGCGCUGCAAGCCGGUACCAACUCUGAAACCGAGGCGUACAAGCAGCUCGAAGCUCAGUGGAACGAAGAUAUUGAGCUGGGUAAGGAGCUCAAGCCGUUGGGGGGGGUUCUUCCCGACUGGAAAGCCCCUGACGAGGGACGAGUGCUUCUCACGGGAGCUACAGGCUUUGUAGGCGCCUUUUUGCUGUCGGAACUGCUCAACAUGCCGUGCGUACAAUGUGUUGCCUGCCUGGUCCGCGCCGAAAACACGACCGUUGGAUGGGCCCGUCUGCGGAAGAAUCUAGAUAAGUAUCAAAUUGUGCUCACGCCAGACAUGGAGGCGCGAGUUCUCAUUAUUCCCGGCGAUUUUGGCCAGCCUAAUCUCGGUCUCAGCCCACAUCUUUACGAGUUACUGGCAGGUUGGGCCAGCGUCGUCUUCCACCUGGGAGCGCAUGUUAACUACGUACAACCCUAUUCCACCCACCGCGCUGCCAACGUGCUCGGAACCCUGCGGAUGCUGGAGUUCGCCAACAGACGGCGGCCUAAGAUGUUGCAUUACUCGUCCAGUAUCGCUGCGUAUGGGCCCUCGGGGUUCGUCCUUGGGGCGAAGUUUAUCGGUGAGAACGAACGGCCCCGCGACUACAUGCGCUCGCUCCAGUACGAUACCGGCUACUCGCAGAGCCAGAUGGUCGCCGAGUGUGUUGUUUGGAAUGCUAUUGAUAAGGGCCUACCGGUCGCCAUUUUCCGCCCCGGCUUCGUGCUGGGCCACUCGAGCAGUGGGAUUAGCAACCCUGACGACUUUAUCGGCCGUCUUUUCUCCAGCUGUCUGAAUAUGGGCUGCUACCCCUUGCUUCCUGCUCAGCGCAAGGAGUUUAUUCCGGUUGACUUCGUGGUGGGUGCCCUGCUGCAUAUUGCGGCAAAUCCCGCCCGGCUGGGGCGCGCGUACAAUCUCAUUCAGCCACGCCACCAGGCCGCCCUUGACAUGAAUACCACUUUCUGUCUGCUCAGAGAUCUCUCCCCUGUUGCGUUGCACCCGCUUCCUUAUGCGGAGUGGGUACAAUGCUUCUCCCUCGAGACCCAGGAUCCGCUGCACCCGCUGAUGCCCAUGCUGCAGGAGAAGGUCCUGGGCGACCUGACUCGCUGGGAGAUCCAAGAAAACAUGGCGGUCUACGGCACAUAUAAUCUCCGUACGGCACUGCAAGAGGAUUGCCCUCAGAUCUUGGAAUGCGAGCCCCUGUCUGCGCUCUUUAAGCGAUACAUCCACCAGUGGUUGCCUCGCCACCUGCGUACCGAGUAAGGCGAAAAGUACUGCCGAUGGCGGAUUCAUUGUUGAUGCUCUCAUUUCCGUACUUGUGUCAUUUUCUUAGUUGUUCGUUUCCGUCUUUUGGCUUGGUUCACAAAAUGACUGUGCGCCAAAGCGUACAAGUCAGAAUCAUUGGGUUGAGAAAAGAAAAUUUCAUUGAGUCUUGAGGCAAAAUUAGACCAAAC